Molecule: messenger RNA, 1604 nt
Organism: Contarinia nasturtii (swede midge)
Lineage: Eukaryota; Metazoa; Arthropoda; Insecta; Diptera; Cecidomyiidae
Exons: 4
Source: RefSeq, a predicted model, not a curated record
AUGGAUUUGACCAUAUCACCGAGCAUAAACAUUACUGACAUUGAACAUUUUGGCAAACGUUAUAAUGUGUAUCGUGGUGAUCGGACGGAACUCACAAGUGAUAGAAUUGAUGGUGGAGGAGUGCUGAUUGCUGUUGAAUGCCAAUUUAACAGUGAAAGGCUGAUUCUAUCGGAGCGCAGCGGACUUGAGCACGUAUGUGUAAAAAUUUCGUUCGAUUCGUGCAAUAUUUAUGUAUUUGCUGUGUACAUUCGGUCGGUACAUGAAACCGCAAAAUUCUUGGAAUUUGCUGAGAUCGUCAAGCUGAUUCCAUACAAUGAACAUGACAUUGUAAUUGUAUGUGGUGAUUUUAAUCAGCCAGGUGUCAAAUGGGUCAAAGCCGAUGACGGUGAAUAUUAUUUGCCAAUUAAUGUGUCGACAGAAGGUGGCAUUGCUGUUUUUGACACAAUGUUCGACUGUGGAUUCCAACAACUGUCAAAUAUCGUGAAUCCAGCCGGCAAUGUUUUGGAUCUUGUAUUCACAAACAGGUUCUACGAAAUGUCGUUGAUUGAAUCGACAAGGCCAUUGGUAAAAUCGGACAUUUGGCACAAAGCACUCGAAAUGGAAGUGACAAUUGAUGAAAAUGAGAUCACAUCACCGCAGUUUUCACAAAUUUAUGCGUAUAACUCGGCCGAUUUCGAUGCGAUGAAUUCAUUCUUCGUUGGAAAUCACAUUUUGUCAGAAAUUAAUCGAAUAGAUGACCUCGAGAAUGCAUUUCACAUUUUUGGAAAUGUUCUACACGAGGCGAUCGAUUCAUUUGUCCCGAGGAUAACCGUUCAAAGUGGCACUGAUCCACCAUGCCGCAUACAAUCACAAAUCAAAUCAAAUCCAAAACACUUUUGGCGAUUUGUGAAUGAUCGAAGGAAACGGAGCGAUAUUCCAGCUAUCGUUGAGUAUAAUGAUGUGACAGCGAAUACCGACACAUCGAAAGCGGAAUUAUUCGCUGAUUUUUUCGAAAAUCAGUACACACGAAGCGACAUUAUCGACUUGGAUGAAUUGCUGGAUGAAUGUGGAGACGUAUCAUUUGACUUUGAAAUCACUGAAGCCGAUGUGUUAAAGGCAUUGCAAUCCAUUGACGCGAACAAAGGAGCCGGUCCAGAUGGAAUAUCACCGAAAGUGUUGAAGAACUGCGCACACUCAUUGUCGAAACCGUUAACAGCGCUAUUUAGUAGAUCAUUUCAACAAGGAUGUGUUCCAGAUGCAUUGAAAAAGUCCAGAAUUGUGCCAAUUUACAAGGCUGAUGAUCUGAAAUUGAUCCGCACUAUUCAUUCGCCCAUUGAUGCCAUCAUUUUUCGAAAAGCCAUUGAUCAAUUGAGCGACUGGUGUAACGAAAACAACCUGCAUUUGAAUCUGAAGAAGUGCUACGUAAUGACGUAUGCAAAGGGUGCAAACGUAGUCAACUACGACUAUACGAUCGACAACGGUCAUCAUACGUUUGAACGGACCAAAAUGCAAAAGGAUCUCGGCGUUAUUUUCGACACAAAACUAACAUUCACUGAUCACAUCGAUGCGAUUGCAGCCAGUGCACAUGCGGCAAUGGGUUUCAUCAAACGAACAUUAAAGAAUAA